GUUACCUUGCACAGGAGAGCAAAUUUCAGCACUUCUCACAUUGCCACCAGGUUUUGAGUACAACUCCAUAGACAUGAAGCCUUCUUAUCCGUCCUUCGUGAGAUCUGCUUGUGACAAAAGUAAGCCUGUGAGUGCUCAGAAACACAUUUCAUUUCUGCUUGUAUUAAUCUGUAAGUACAUGGUUUGUUCUGCUGGAAAGGGUCCUACUAAAGAAUUUAUUCCAUUAGCCGCUGCAUUAGCACAUGGUAAGCAUUUUGCUUUGGGUCCCUUUUUGCUUACUUAUCUGUAUAGAAGCUGCUAGGAUGUCACGGCCUACCCUCUAGGUAGUAGUGGUAGGCCACUUUGGGUGUUACAGAGGAAAGUGGUAAUCUGGAAUCUACCUUGACCGUCCAUCCUAAAAAACCAAAUCUGCCAAGGAGUACUACCAGAAUUCAAACCAAGAGGAAGGUUACCAUUUCAGCCGAUUCUUUAGAGGAGUAUACCCCCUCCAAGCAGCAAAGAACUAAAGGAAUCAAGAGGCCAGCAGUGAAACCUACAGCUGCCAAGAAGCUCAUCAAAUCUGCCUCCCCAUCAGAAUCCACUUCUGCCACGGAAACCCAGAUUCCUCCUAACAAAACAGAAGAUGUUUCUCCCAAGCUAGACCAAGUCGAAGAAAACAGUACUGCAAGUGAUGAAGGUGAUUCUACCACCAUCCCUACGAAAUCUGGCAACGGUUCUUCUCCAGCCACAAAGAGUGUUACUGCUGAUGUGUCCAUGAUUGAUGAUAAUCUGGAAAAUGAACUUCUUGCCCAGCUAGACAUGUUGAUGGAUCCUCCGGCUAAAUCUGGAUCUGCUAUAGAUAGCAAAGGGAAGGCUGUUGCUGAAGAAGCGAACCUCGACAUCGAUCUCCCUUCCCAGGAGCAGAUUAGCUUUGCUAUUAUUACCCUACAAGAGCUCCUUGAUGGUGAUCCUUCUCAUUUUUGCAAAGUGCCGGACCAACCAGUUGCUUUUGAAGUGGCUCAGAUCCUUAGUCGAGCUCCACAAUUAUCAUCUACUCAACAAAA
Rubroshorea leprosula is the source of this 1043-nucleotide messenger RNA. The record is from the annotation of a GenBank genome assembly. NCBI's taxonomy places the organism in Eukaryota, Viridiplantae, Streptophyta, Magnoliopsida, Malvales, Dipterocarpaceae.